GCUGGUGGUGUUCAUAAUCUACAAUUGGGUACGCUACUCCCCUUCGAGUAGCCCUCUACAUACUUGGAGCCUUAGCAAUAGGCAGAUUACUUCUUACUAUUCUCCUUGUUUAUGGCAAAACGCCAAGCGAUCUAUUUAUAGUUCAGAAAAAGGGUCUACCGCCUUUUCCUCUUUUACUAUCAUUAUUAAUAUAUAUAUAUAUAUAUAAAAGGGUGUGGCGAAUGCUAAGUGAAACUUCCCUACGAGAGUUCUACGAGCACGUCUUCCCCGUUGAGCUGAUAACAACUUGGUUAGCCUAUGACCUCUCUUCAAAUGACCCCGCCGAGCAUCCUGAUAAAGUUGAUUCCAUUAAUAAAUCAAAUGGGAAUGUGCCGAUGAAUGCCGCAGCUUAUCUCGCGCGACGGGAAUUCUGUUUUACCCUCCGCGGGGAUAUUUUCACGCGCUUUCGCAGCUUUUUAAAUGCCCAGGAGCUUCGCGAAGAGCUAAUCAAGUGCAGUCCUGAAAAAAUUGACGUUGGAGGCGUGUAUAAUAUUCGCCCGAAUUCGAAACAAAGCUUCGUGAAUAUUUCCCCGCAGGAGCGCGAGCUUGUUUUUGAUAUCGACAUGAGCGACUACGAUAGCGUACGCUCUUGCUGUAGUGGAAAGGCAAUUUGUUUGUAUUGCUGGGAAUGGGUCGCCUGCGCAAUUAAUGUACUGCGGAAAGUUCUUUCAGAAGACUUUGGAUUUAAACACAUGCUGCCUGUUUUUUCCGGAAGGCGAGGGGUUCAUCUUUGGGUGUGUGAUAAACGCGCGCGUAAAAUGCGGAAUGAUGAGCGCGCAGCCUUAGUAGGAUAUCUCGCCGUCGUGGAAACGAAAAUCACGAAGGGUAGUGUCAUCGAUGAUCUCGUGAAUUAUCACAAGAUUCAUCCAACGAUCGAAGGAAUUUAUGAAGAGUGUAUCAAGAAAAGUUUUGAGAAACUUUUUAUCGGUUCCAACAUGAACCCCAAUAACAUGGAGCAUAACCCUCGAUCCGCAUCGGUGGUUAUGAAUGCGAUGAAAAAAGUCCUGACGAUGAAUCGCAAAACACUUCUCAUAGAUUUUAUGCGCAAAAUCAACUUCGAAGAAGGGGGAGUGUUGGAGUUGAAUGAUAUUAAACGUGCGUUAAAGAAUGAAGAUGAGGCUCAUCCAAUUAUAUGCGCCGCGCAGCUUUUUCUGAUGUAUCCUCGUCUAGAUGAACACGUUACCACACGUCGGGAUCACCUAUUAAAACUCCCUUUUUGUGUACACGCAGGGACAGGCUCGCUUUGCUGCCCUCUUGACUGGGAGACUUUGUCGAGUUUUGACCCUCUGAAAGACUCUCCAAAUUUAGAGAAUAUGAUACUCAAUCGGUCAUACAAUCAUAAGUUUGAAGGGCCUCUUCGGAAAAUGCUGAAUGAUAUGCAGAAUGAUCCGGACGAGAUUUGAAGGUGCAGGAAAGAAGUUCAUGAUGCCCAUGUGCCUGCUUAAAUGACAUAGAACAUCCAUAGAAGAACUUAAAAUGGCGAUAGUAAUAUUAAUAAUAAUAAUAUACUGAUAAAGAAAGGAUGAAGGAAAAGUAUUGUUGUUGUUUGUUUGCUUGUUUGGGGGGAGAGGGGAGAUACCCCUUCCGAGUACAACCCAUUGCGCAUAUGUACAGCACAUGUGAUGCCUUGAGGAAAA
Phytomonas sp. Hart1 is the source of this 1676-nucleotide messenger RNA. The record is from the annotation of a GenBank genome assembly. Lineage: Eukaryota; Euglenozoa; Kinetoplastea; Trypanosomatida; Trypanosomatidae.